AUGGCCAACCAGGGAGAGCUGCUGCCUAAUCACGCCGACGUCCAAGCACAAGCAGGCCACCGCGACCACCGGCACUACAACCUCCUCAACGCCGCACGCGCGCUGAUGCUGCUAGGAGCAGCCGCCGCCGUCUCAACCUCAACCGACGCUGACGCCGCGUGGGUCUUCCUCGGUCUCGUCACCUGGCUGCUGGGCGUGUGCCUCCUUUCUUUGGUGCCAGUGGCAGGUCGGUUCCCACAAGCUGAUCGUUUGGCCGGCGCUGCCAUUGCCAAUGCCGGCGCCGUUGUCAGGCGCUUCUUUAUCCCAUGGAACUAA
Molecule: messenger RNA, 315 nt
Organism: Miscanthus lutarioriparius
Lineage: Eukaryota; Viridiplantae; Streptophyta; Magnoliopsida; Poales; Poaceae
Source: the annotation of a GenBank genome assembly